Molecule: messenger RNA, 684 nt
Organism: Puccinia triticina
Lineage: Eukaryota; Fungi; Basidiomycota; Pucciniomycetes; Pucciniales; Pucciniaceae
Exons: 5
Coding region: 1-684 (227 amino acids)
Biological process (GO): methylation
Cellular component (GO): eRF1 methyltransferase complex
Molecular function (GO): S-adenosylmethionine-dependent methyltransferase activity; nucleic acid binding; protein methyltransferase activity
Source: RefSeq, a predicted model, not a curated record
AUGCAUCCAACCCCUGAUCUUUCUCACCUGACGCAAGAGGACUUCAAACAUGUGUAUGACCCAGCAGAAGACACGUUCAUCCUGCUCGACGCGUUAGAAGCUGAUGCUCCGCGUCUGGUCAAUUUCCGACCGUUCAUCUGCCUUGAGAUUGGGAGAGUACGUCUGAGAUCCGGUAGCGGCUGCGUUUCGGUGUUCAUUCAACAACUCCUUCGCUCGAUCACAACCCUUCAUUUUUGCACGGACAUUAAUCCACUCGCGUUGAAGGCGACAGCUUCGACGUUUACUCAGAACACACUACCGCAGCCAAAUUUGAUUCAAACUUCACUUGUAGAAUGCCUGCGACUGGAUCGAACGAUCGAGCUUUUAAUAUUCAAUCCACCUUAUGUUGAGACUGAAGAUGAGGAAUACGAUGACGCUCGAGUGAAUCAUGCGAUCUCAGCGAGUUGGGCAGGGGGAAGUGAUGGCAUGAAGCUGACGAACAGACUCUUAGACAACCUCGACCGCAUCUUACAUCCCCAACGCGGAGUCUUUUAUCUUGUAGCCGUCAAGGAGAACAAACCGGACGAGAUCAUCAAACGAAUGGAAAACUCCGGUUUUGCAGCAGUGCGUCGGGCUGGUCGCGAACACUUACAUGUCUUGAGAAUCUCCCGACCGAUUGCUCAUGAAACCCUUAUGGGGAACUGA